Camelus dromedarius (Arabian camel) is the source of this 3512-nucleotide messenger RNA. RefSeq names its product isoleucyl-tRNA synthetase 2, mitochondrial (gene IARS2). Gene Ontology annotation, molecular function: isoleucine-tRNA ligase activity; aminoacyl-tRNA deacylase activity; ATP binding. The transcript is spliced from 23 exons. The record is from RefSeq and is a predicted model, not a curated record. Gene Ontology annotation, biological process: mitochondrial translation; isoleucyl-tRNA aminoacylation. The coding region runs from base 108 to 3146 and encodes 1012 amino acids. NCBI's taxonomy places the organism in Eukaryota, Metazoa, Chordata, Mammalia, Artiodactyla, Camelidae. Gene Ontology annotation, cellular component: mitochondrion.
CGUGCGCACUCCCGCUAGGCUUGCGCAGGUUCUCUGGGCUCCCGGUUCCCCGGACCCGAGGCGGGAACCCAGGCCCUGCGCUCACCUGGAGCUGGGUUGGGCCCGCCAUGCGUUGGGAGCUGCGCCCUCGUGGGCCGGGGGCAGCGGCUCUGGCCGCGGCCCGUAGUUUGUGGGCGCCGCCCCGCCUUCCUUGUCGCCCGGGCUGGCGAGGGACGACGAGGCAGCUUUUGGUGCGGUCGGUCACCGGGGCCAGUAACCAGCUGCAGAACUCGAGUAGUGGCAGUUACCGGGACACGGUAUUGCUGCCGCAGACCAGCUUCCCCAUGAAGCUGCUGGGCCGCCAGCAGCCCGACACGGAGCUGGAGAUCCAGCAGAAAUGUGGAUUUUCAGAACUUUAUUCAUGGCAAAGAGAAAGGAAAGUAAAGACAGAAUUUUGUCUUCAUGAUGGACCUCCUUAUGCAAAUGGUGACCCUCAUGUUGGACAUGCUUUAAAUAAGAUUUUGAAAGAUAUAGCCAAUCGAUACCAUAUGAUGAAAGGUUCCAAAGUACAUUUUGUGCCAGGCUGGGAUUGUCAUGGGUUACCCAUUGAAAUAAAAGUGUUAACAGAACGUGAUGGAAAAACUCAGAAUCUUUCAGCUAUGGAAAUUAGAGAGAAAGCGAGAUCAUUUGCUAAAGCAGCAGUUGAGAAACAGAAGUCGGCAUUUAUUCGGUGGGGAAUAAUGGCAGAUUGGAAUAACUGCUACUAUACAUUUGAUGGAAGAUAUGAGGCCAGACAGUUGAGACUUUUCUACCAAAUGUAUGAUAAAGGCUUAAUUUAUCGAUCUUAUAAACCUGUGUUUUGGUCUCCCUCAUCAAGGACUGCAUUGGCUGAAGCAGAACUUGAAUACAAUCCAGAGCAUGUCAGUCGCUCAGUAUAUGUAAAAUUCCCCCUCUUGAAACCCUCUCCUAAGUUGGCAUCUCUUUUAGAUGGUUCAUCUCCUGUUAGUUUUUUAGUCUGGACCACCCAGCCUUGGACUAUUCCAGCCAAUCAGGCUGUUUGUUACAUGCCAGAAUCAAAGUAUGCUGUUGUGAAAUGUUCCAAAUCUGGAGACUUCUACAUUCUAGCUGCAGAUAAAGUAACAUCUGUUGCUUCUGUUUUGGAAACAACAUUUGAGGUUAUUUCAACAUUUUCAGGUGUAGACUUGGAAAGUGGUACUUGUACUCAUCCUUUAAUUUCUGAGAGAGAGUCUCCUCUUUUACCUGCCAAUCAUGUGACCAUGACAAAAGGAACAGGGUUGGUUCACACAGCUCCAGCUCAUGGUAUGGAAGAUUACAGUGUGGCUUCUCAACACAACUUGUCCACGGAUUGUUUGGUGAAUGAAGAUGGAGUUUUCACAGAUGCUGCAGGUCCUGAACUUCAAAACAAGGCUGUUCUUGAAGAGGGAACAGAUGUGGUUAUAAAGAUGCUUCAGGCUGCAAAGAAUUUGUUGAAAGAGAAGAAAUUGGUACACAGCUAUCCGUAUGACUGGAGGACUAAGAAACCAGUAGUUAUUCGUGCCAGCAAGCAGUGGUUUGUAAAUAUCACGGAUAUUAAGACUGCAGCCAAGGAAUUGUUAAAAAAGGUGAAAUUUAUUCCUGGGUCAGCACUGAAUGCCAUGGUUGAAAUGAUGGACAGGCGGCCGUAUUGGUGCAUAUCAAGGCAAAGAGUUUGGGGUGUCCCGAUUCCUGUGUUUCAUCAUAAGACAAAAGAUGAAAUCUUGAUCAACAGCCAAACCAUUGAGCAUAUUACUAAACUGGUGGAACAGCACGGCAGUGAUAUCUGGUGGACUCUUCCUCCUGCGCAACUUCUUCCAGAUGAAGUCUUAUCUCAGGUUGGUGGUCCUGAUGCUUUGGAAUACGUGCCAGGUCAGGAUAUUUUGGACAUCUGGUUUGAUAGUGGAACUUCAUGGUCUUAUGUUCUUCCAGGUACUGACCAAAGAGCAGAUUUGUACUUGGAAGGAAAAGACCAGCUUGGGGGUUGGUUCCAGUCUUCCUUAUUAACAAGUGUGGCAGCAAGGAAUAAAUCACCUUUUAAAACGGUGGUUGUUCAUGGAUUUACCGUCGGAGAAAAGGGAGAAAAGAUGUCCAAGUCUCUUGGGAAUGUCGUUGACCCUGAUGUUGUCAUCAAUGGAGGACAAGACCAAAGCAAAGAGCCUCCCUAUGGUGCUGAUGUCCUUCGCUGGUGGGUAGCUGAGUCCAAUGUCUUCACUGAAGUGCCAAUUAGUCCCUCUGUACUUAAUGCUGCCAGAGAUGACAUUAACAAGCUUAGGAAUACACUCCGCUUUCUUUUGGGAAAUGUGGCUGGUUUCAACCCAGAAACAGACUCCAUCCCUGUUAACAAUAUGUAUGUCUUAGACCAGUACAUGCUACACUUACUGCAGGAUUUAGCAAACAAGAUUAACGAUUCAUACAAGCAAUAUGAUUUUGGAAAAGUUGUUCGGCUUUUGCAAGCAUUUUAUACCAGAGAACUCUCUAACUUUUAUUUCAGCAUAAUCAAAGACAGGCUGUACUGUGAACGUGCCAACGACCCGCGACGACGCUCCUGUCAGACUGCCUUGGCCGAAAUUCUGGACGUGGUGGUUCGUUCCUUUGCUCCCAUUCUUCCUCACUUGGCUGAGGAGGUGUUCCAGCACGUACCUUAUGUUAAAGAACCCAAGAGUGUUUUUCGUACUGGGUGGAUUAAAACCAGCUCUAUCUGGAAGAAGCCCGGGUUGGAAGAGGCGAUAGAGAGUGCGUGUGCGAUGAGAGAUUCAUUUCUGGGAAGCAUCCCUGGCAAAAAUGCAGCCGAGCACGAGGUUAUCAUUGUGAUCGAGCCUGGACUGCUUUUUGAGAUCAUAGAGAUGCUGCAAGCUGAGGAGACGUCCAGCACCUCCCAGCUGAAUGAAUUAAUGAUGGCGUCCCAGACAACUUUGCUCUCUCAGGAACCACGAGCAAUAACUGCAGGUGCAGUUGAGCUUAAAGGGACAUUUCUCAUCAAUUUAGAAGGUGGUGAUAUUCGUGAAGAGUCUUCGUAUAAAGUACUUGUCAUGCCAACUACCAAGGAGAAAUGCCCUCGUUGUUGGAAGUACACGGCUGAGUCAUCGGAGACACUCUGUCCCCGGUGCGCGGAGGUCGUGGGAGGAAAGUAGUUCCUCGCUGUGUGCUGACGGCUGAGCGGGAACCCGCGGUGGGCCUGACUGGUGGUUCAGGUGGGCUGUUGACAACACUGGGCAGACGUCCAGGAUUCCGGUAAUGAGUGGAAGAGUAAACGGUAGAGGGUGAGGGUGAGAGUCAGAAUGACAAGCUUCUUCUGUAACUAGAUGAAACAUACUGUGUAUAUACAUGUGGAGAAUGUACAGAUGCAGGUGGAUCCACCGUGGGUUUACUCAGAACACGGACAUUGCGGUGCUUGCCUACAAAGGGGGCUGAGCACAAAGUGCUUCAUAUUUCAUAAACCUUCCUGACUCAGUAUUUACGUUCUAGAAUGUCUGAAAAUAAAGGCACCUCGAAAAUUA